AUGGGUGUCAAUAUUCCUGAUGUCUGUUACAUAAUCAUACGGGGAGCAGCACGUAGCAUUCUAGACCUAUAUCAGGAAGCUGGAAGAGCAGGCAGGGAUAGCCUACAGUCCCAUUUAAUCGUUAUCUAUCAUGGACAGCUGAUACGUCCAGUGAACAAGAGGUGAAGAACUUUGUUAAUUGUAAGGAAUGUCUGACAGUGGCAGCAUAUCAGUGAUUAGACCCAGAGAUUAAGCUAUUAAAUCCCGUGCAUAACUGUUGCAGCUAUUGCAACAGUACUAAGUGUGGAAGAAUCUCUUGUAAAGUCUCUGGAAAUGUUCUGCCUUUUGAGAGUGAUGGAGGUAAAUAAAACAUCCCAGAAACAACUUGACGGCUGACAUGCAAAGUAACUACACGAGAUUGCAAAUAUCUCAAAUCUGCUUUGGAGGAGGUGUUUCAAGAAAUUAAGGUUUAAAGUUCAGAAUUAAACGUUAUAAAAGGUUUCACUUUGGAAAAACAAAAAUAGGAAAUUGAAAACGUGCGGAUUUAUGAACGCAACUUUUUUAUUUAUCAGAACUCAAAGCAUGAGGAAACUACUCUUUUCCAGGGGAAAGUGGCUGUCAUCACUGUCAAAAGGAACCAAUUCAAGUGGGGCUGGAAAGUUCGCUAUAGACCCUGUCCAUCAGGUGGUGAACUCCCUGCACUCAUCUCUCACAGGUGAGACUCCAUUCUUGUCUCAGGAGGCUCAACCUAAGCAAGUCUUCACCUCCACUAGUUCACCCAUAGAUGCCUGGGUCCUGGCUAAACUAAAGACAAAAAUUUGGGAGGAGACCUACAUUGAUUUUGGGUCCAUACUAACUAACCCUGCUAGAGAGGGUUGA
This is a messenger RNA of Porites lobata, 858 nucleotides long. Lineage: Eukaryota; Metazoa; Cnidaria; Anthozoa; Scleractinia; Poritidae. The record is from the annotation of a GenBank genome assembly.